Belonocnema kinseyi is the source of this 2042-nucleotide messenger RNA. Its product is annotated as 4-coumarate--CoA ligase 1-like. Gene Ontology annotation, molecular function: long-chain fatty acid-CoA ligase activity. Gene Ontology annotation, biological process: fatty-acyl-CoA biosynthetic process; long-chain fatty acid metabolic process. The transcript has 6 exons. The record is from RefSeq and is a predicted model, not a curated record. The coding region runs from base 115 to 1728 and encodes 537 amino acids. Lineage: Eukaryota; Metazoa; Arthropoda; Insecta; Hymenoptera; Cynipidae.
GACACUUUAGCUUUUAUCGCUUGCUAUAUAUUUCGAACAGGUCGAGAAACCUAGCCUAUUAAGAAUCUAAAGAGUGUUUUUUUCAACUAAAUUUCGGUUCAUAAGUAUAAAAAAAUGAAGAAUAGUACAAAUAUUUUGAGUGGUCCACCACUGUCAAAAAAUUGGAGAUAUAAAUCGGCAGCGGAAUUUUUUUUGGAAUUAAUACCAAAAUACGGAACUGCGAUUGCUAUGAUCAGCGUAGAAACGGGGGAGGAGUUAACUUACAAUCAAAUUCUGGAAAAUAGUUUGAAACUUGCUCUAAGUUUAAAAAAACUUGGUUUGAAAGUAAACGACCGAAUUGGAAUCUGUAGCGAAAAUAAUUUAAAUUUUGGGAUUGCAUUUCUAUCCAGUAUUUUUCUGGGAACCACAAUAUGUCCUCUGAGUCCUUCCUAUACGGAAAUGGAAUUAAUCCACACAAUGAUGAUUUCAAAACCAAAAUACAUUUUUGUAUCAAUUUCUUGUUUGCCAAUAAUGCGAAAAGUAGUGAUGGAUUUGCCCUGGUUUCCAAAAUUAAUUCUCCUCUAUCCUAAAGCUUCAGAUACAGAUAUUCCUAAUCUUCCAGAUUUAAUUUCAAAAUUAUCAGAUUCGGAAUUGAGAAAUUUCAAGUUGCCCGAAAUUGACAAGGAAGAUCAUGUUUUAUUAAUUGCUUGCUCUUCGGGAACCACAGGACUUCCAAAAGGAGUAAUGUUGUCUGAUAAAAAUAUAUUAAUAAGAAUUCAAAUAUCUGCUGAAGAUCCAGCUUCUUUUCUCAAGAGCUGUAAAAUUAUUUUGGGAAUUUUACCGAUGCAUCACACCUAUGGAAUAUGUAGUUUGCUCACAGUUUUAGCUGAAGGACGAAAAUUAAUAGUGCUUUCGAAAUUCGAAGAACGUGUUUUUCUGGAAACUGUGGAAAAGUACAGAAUUGAGAUUUUGUUGUUGGUACCAUCAGUGCUGGUCUUUUUGGCUAAAAGUCCGAUUGUGAAUGAAUACGAUUUGUCGUGUGUAAAAAAGAUAAUAUCAGGUGCAGCUCCAUUAUCAAAAGAAAUUGAAGAGAUAGUCACGAAAAAGAUGAAGCUUCGCGCCAUCCAUAGUGGAUAUGGAUUAACUGAAUCUACUGGAAUUCUUAUAGGUUCUCCAGAAAAUCAUAAAGUCAAUAGUGUAGGAAUCUUGGUACCCGGUGUGCAAGCUAAGGUUGUUUCACUGGAUGAAAAAUUAAAAGAACCUUUAGGCCCGAAUAUGGAAGGCGAAUUAUGUUUCAAAGGAAAAAACAUAAUGAAAGGGUAUUGCGGAGAUGAAAAAGCAACAAAAGCCAUAAUAAAAGAUGGAUUUUUGCAUACUGGAGACGUUGGAUAUUAUGAUGAAGAUGGAUAUUUUUUUAUCAUUGACAGAGUGAAAGAACUUAUAAAAUACAAGGGUUUUCAAGUUCCACCAGCAGAGUUGGAAUCAAUUUUAUUAUCUCAUAACAAAAUUGGAGAUGCUGCAGUGGUUGGAUUACCAGACGAAACUGCUGGAGAAUUGCCUCUCGCUUUUGUAGUAAAACUGCCGGGGGUCGAAAUAAGAGCUGAAGAAGUUAUUGAAUACGUUAAUGAACGAGUUUCGCCGCAAAAACGACUUAGAGGUGGAGUUCGAUUCAUCAAUGCGAUUCCUAAAAAUCCUUCCGGAAAAAUUCUUCGCAAAGACUUGCGAAGCUUAUUAAAAUCAAAGUUUUAACUAGCCUUCAUGUCAUGUGAACAUUUAUUUUUUUUAUUUUUAAUUGAUAAAUUCACAAUUGUAAGUAUCUGGAACACGGGAGGUGGGAACUUCGAAUUGAGGUAAACUUUCCGCGAUGAUCCAAAGAUAUAUCUAGCGGACUCCGCUAGAGGCAGCACCUUACAAGCUUAUAACCGUGGAAAGUUUAUCUCACUUUGGAGUAAUUCGACGACUAUUGCAGUUCUUGAACGAUAUCCUGCAAUGGUUCGUACCCCCAGUUUUUUGGUGAAGAUUAAAAUAAUAAACGAUACUAUAUUUUAUUUCUAUAUACAUUA